Molecule: messenger RNA, 465 nt
Organism: Coccidioides posadasii C735 delta SOWgp
Lineage: Eukaryota; Fungi; Ascomycota; Eurotiomycetes; Onygenales; Onygenaceae
Source: RefSeq, a predicted model, not a curated record
AUGAUCAUCGAUCACGACGCGCUUCAAGAGACACUAAGAUCAGCUGGUCAGGCCCGUAUUGCAGAGGCCAAGGGAGAACAGCCGCCGACUCUGCCAAUUGAGCCCGACAGCCCCGACGAUAUACCGCCAGAGACCCAAACACUGUUUCGCGAGGGGAGCGAUUAUUAUCGCACCCCGCGUGCAGGCCAUCCGAGAUCGACAAACCGGUACCCCCUGAGAAGCUACGACCUGAUGGUCAAUUAUUCAUCAUACGCUUUCAUGGAAUUGAUCUCGCCUCGUCCUCCCCUAAUGGUAGCUGGAGCUGAUGCGGACACCCGGUAUUUCAGCGAGGAAGCCGUAGCACGCGCAAAGGAGCCCAAAGAGCUGUUUCUCGUUCCUGGAAAGACCCAUAUUGGCCUGUAUGAUGAUCUGAGUGUGUCUUUUCCGAAGCUUCUUGACUUCAUGAUCAAAUCCCUCGCUCUUUGA